Cantharellus anzutake is the source of this 765-nucleotide messenger RNA. RefSeq lists its product as uncharacterized. The transcript has a single exon. Lineage: Eukaryota; Fungi; Basidiomycota; Agaricomycetes; Cantharellales; Hydnaceae. The record is from RefSeq and is a predicted model, not a curated record. Bases 1 to 765 code for a protein of 254 amino acids.
AUGACUUGCGGCGAAGAUGAGGUACGACGGGCUACUGAAGUAGACCCCCAAAUGGAGCGUUCAAUUCUACGGUCUGUUGUGCCCCUAUCUUCACCGCCCCACUCCUCACUAGCGUAUGAAUUCCCUGAACCUCCUCCUGCCUUAUUGUCUCUAAGGAACGCUGCUACGCGUAUACGUGAAAAAUCCCAAGUUGGCCAUGGAGAUUCUGAAGCUCCGGGGACAACCAACAAUCCUUCGCUUAGCCACUCACAACCAUUAAUAGUCCCAAAUGCAUCUUUACCCAGGGAUGGCAUUGAGGGACUUGCCAAUAAUGCUCCCCUUACUCCAUGUUCAACAUCUUCUCACCAGGUUGUAACAGAAGCAACAGACUUCUUUAGACAACGUUCGCUUGCUCGUCUUAAUCAGGAGCCUAGCUGUACCCUUUCAUCUGUUGCGGUACUCCCUCCCCCGCUCAUCACCACUUCAGGCUUCUCUGGUUCCCGCAUCCUUUCCCGCGGCCUUACUCCUAAUCAUACGACAAUACUCGGCGUGCAAAGGAGCAAGUCCGCUAUCUGCACUCGUCCCUCGCUCACAAACACAGAAUCUCUGCUUCGAAAGCGGAAAUUUGCGGACGCUGCUGUUCUGGACUCUAACAUCACAGCGACUCGCACGCAUGUUGCAGUGACAACUCUGCCACUCCCUUCCCCGGAUCCCUCAGCGGUCAAGGAGCAAGCACUAAAAGCCCGUCUCAUCCGUCGUCGCAAGCAUGCUAACACAGCCCUGUAA